AUGGACGAGCCGAGCACCUCCAGUGAUCCUCCAACACACUGCCUAGGUGAGGAGGGCGAGCUGGAGACGACAAUGGUGCCGCAGGAGAAUCAGACCACCACCGCCUCCACCAGCAGCAGCGAAAUGGUGCACCUGCAGUCAGAGUUCACCACUGCCUUGGACACCGAAGACCAAGUGCAACCUACGACGACAACAACAACAGCCGCAGACACCACCAUCAGCAACAGUGGUGCACCAUCAGUCGAUCAACUGCCGUCAACUGCCGCACCUCAGCUCAUAGAAGAUAGCCUACAAAGUGAUCACCAAGUGGAGAUUACCGUUCCUGUGAUGAGCAACGAGGAAACACAUGUGCAAAGAACCAAUGAGCUAGAGCCGGCCAAUGGUGGCGAUGGUGGUGGCGGUCUCACCAAUGGACCUCAGCAAAGUUCCUCGUCAUUUGAAAAGGACUUGCUGGCGGUCGAGGACUUGGAUGAGCUGUCUAUGAUUACCGAUGGUAUGCUCAUUGACGAUUUACAGUGUCUGCCUCCGCAAACCUUUACUGAGGAGCAUCUUUUCGCCGCUGAGAAAUCUUUUCUGGAGGAGAACCCACCGCCGGCGGCCAGUUCAACCGCUGACAUUGAGCAGCAUCACCCCCAAUUCACCGAAAGUGCCACUUCAAUCCCUUCUUCCACCACUCCAACAACAAAAGCGGCGACAACAACAACGUCCACCGCAUCAACUUCUUUUCAACUAUUGGAACUGGAUGAGCCCCUAAAGGAAAGGGCUCAGCAGUUUGCCACCACCACUGGCAGCAGUGCAGAGACCGAGCUCAUCGAUGCUGAUGACCUGAAGGAGGCCGCCAACUAUCUGGAGGACGACCUGGAUGAGCUUGACCACGAGAUGGACCACGGGGCGUACUCGCAAUCAACCACCACCGACGCGGCCACCAUUCUCGACACUGACUCCUCCAAGGACGGCACCGUCAGUGAGCUACCAGUGGCGGCUGCCGUAAGCGAGCCUGAGGUGCCUGAUCUCUUCAAGGACGUCAAGUUUGCCAUCAGCGAGGAAAUGGAAGAUCUCGAUAAGAUCAAGCGCGCCCUGGUUGCCAGUGGGGCUAGGUUUCUCAACUAUCUCACAGACAGUGCCACACAUGUCAUCGCCGACAAGCCCGAGUACUCCUUUGUCAAUGAGGCGUUUGACAUCUACGAGAAGCCAGUCGUAACUGUAAGCGCUUCUUGCUAA
This is a messenger RNA of Rhagoletis zephyria (snowberry fruit fly), 1221 nucleotides long. Lineage: Eukaryota; Metazoa; Arthropoda; Insecta; Diptera; Tephritidae. The record is from RefSeq and is a predicted model, not a curated record.